CCACCGUGGUCAUCAACACUUGUUCGCCACAUUCAGUCGCGUACACAGUAAGAAUAACCCAAUACGCUCCUCCGCAUCGCCGACAUAAGUCAUCGUUCGCGACAAUACCCGCGCCGUAGUAACAAUGCACUGCAAAGUUUUGAUCGCUCUAUGCUGCGUGGCCGUUUACGCCACGCAAGCUAAUCCCGCUGGUACUGCCGCUGCUUCCGCCGACGAAGAGAUCAAAGAUUUCCCGGCCUACAUGAAGCGGUUCGAAAAGCUCAACAUUGAACAGGUGCUGAACAACGACCGCGUCUUGACCAGCCAUCUCAAGUGUUUCCUUAACGAGGGCCCAUGCGUCCAACAAGCUAGGGACUUGAAGAGAGUCAUCCCAGUGAUCGCCAACAACGGUUGUGACGGAUGCACUGAAAAGCAAAUGACCUCCAUCAAGAAGGCGCUGAACUUCCUGAGGACAAAAAGGCCAAUGGAAUGGUCAAGACUCGUCAAGAUCUACGACCCAUCCGGCACCAAGUUGAACAAGUUCCUCGACGCGUAACGGCUCUGAAUAUAUUAUGACAAUGCUAUAAUAUAAUAAUAUUAUAGUUAAAAUAUAUUAUAUCACGUGUGUGACGACUGGCAAUGUCGAUCAUGAUAAUAUUAUGUGUUAUGUUUAAGACGCACGUUUAAUAGUUUUUAUGUAUACUCACACAAGAUUUCACUUGCUAUAUGGCAAAAAGAAAAUCGUCUAUUUAUAAGUUUUAUAUAUUAAUUUAUUAAAUCAAUUAAACUGUUUUAAAAAUUGAAAAUAAAAACAAUCUCAAUUAA
Molecule: messenger RNA, 804 nt
Organism: Rhopalosiphum padi (bird cherry-oat aphid)
Lineage: Eukaryota; Metazoa; Arthropoda; Insecta; Hemiptera; Aphididae
Product: putative odorant-binding protein A10
Exons: 2
Coding region: 125-535 (136 amino acids)
Source: RefSeq, a predicted model, not a curated record